This is a messenger RNA of Mesocricetus auratus (golden hamster), 880 nucleotides long. RefSeq lists its product as uncharacterized. Bases 79 to 780 code for a protein of 233 amino acids. Gene Ontology annotation, molecular function: structural molecule activity. Gene Ontology annotation, biological process: bicellular tight junction assembly; cell adhesion. Gene Ontology annotation, cellular component: plasma membrane; bicellular tight junction. The record is from RefSeq and is a predicted model, not a curated record. NCBI's taxonomy places the organism in Eukaryota, Metazoa, Chordata, Mammalia, Rodentia, Cricetidae. The transcript has 2 exons.
UUCACCUCUUACGUGACUCCCUGUCUUGUCAACAUUUCCUGUUACUUUGAAGAUAUUUAUGAUCUUGGCAUCUUUCAAAUGGAUCUCUUCCCCCUAUAUAAACAAAGAUUUGCUAAUGCAAAGGAGUGCAUCUUCAAGCUGAGAGGACUCCUUAUCAGCCUAGCAGCAUUGGUGUUUGAAAUAGUCAUUGCAAAUAGCCAAUGCUGGCGCCUGUGGGAAUUCAACAACAAGGUCGUGCAAUUUGUGUCCUUUGGACUGUGGGAAGCUCAUUACCCUCAAGAGUUUAAUGUCUCAGGGACUGUAGUCAAGAUGCUGGUGCAUACCCCUAUCAAUUCCACCUGGACCAUUUCCCCUGAAUAUCAGUAUGCAAAAACCCUGAUAAUGUGGGCCGUUUUGAUGAAGCCUGUAGUUCUGAUUUUUGGUGCAAUAGCCAUCAAGAUCAGCUGUAUGAGAGACCCAUUCGUGGAGUUGCAGAUACAUUGUUACAAGGUCUGUGCCUUAAAUUUGUGUGUUAGCAGCCUCUUCACAUGUGUUUCUGUGAGCUGGAACCACUUUGUAGAUCAUUAUGGCCAAACCACUCUUGACUUUCCACCUAACUUUCCGGUUAAAAAAGAAGCCUUGAUAGACAAACACAAUACUGCUGUGUUCCCAAUAGGGGUUCUGACAGCCACCAUGUCACUCUUUGGUGUGAUCUUCUUUCUCUCUGAGAUAAGAAAUUUGAAACUACAGAGUCAGGUGAAGGCCCAGCGUGCUUGCAUAGUGGCCAAUCAAGAGGCUUGAAGUGAGGGCUCCUGCAUUUGAAGAAUCUGUUAAACGUUUCCUUGAAGAAAGUUUUUAUUCAUACAGAUAACUCCUAUGGUCAUCAAUUCAUUCUAAAUAA